AUCCAUCUGGUGUAUUUAUGGGUAGUGUGUUACCGUAAAGCAAAAGGCUCAAGUUUAUAUACUACUAAUUUUGGGUGUUCGUUUAUUAUCAGACAAGUUAGAAAACUUAGUCCAUCGAAAGUAUCUUCCACUGGUGAUAGAUUUGGACCACUAUGAGAAUUUAAGUUGGGGAGUCUAUAUACCUCGCCAGUUUAUACUAGAGAUUAUGUCGAGCUUCUUGCAACAAGGUAGAUCAAAUUAGUGGUUGCACUAUUUUGUUACAAUCGUGGGCAUGGCUUAGGCCUUCAUGGCUAUGUCCAGUGCCUCAUUUGCCUUUUUCAUUUUCAUUAGCACGAAGAUUUAUAUCAUAAUAAUAUUAUUUAUCUUUUAAAUUGUAUUCCAUUUUGAAAUGCUAAGUUUACAUAAUUUACAUAGUUGAGAGGGAUGUAAGCAUCCUCGACACUGAAAAUUCCAUAACAUACUUGCAAUUUGGACUCACAUAGACCACAUGUCCAUGCAUGAGGUAAGAUUAAAAAUAAAUUUACUUUAUUAUAUGUUGUGGGUUAUAUGGUAUUAUGUAAUCUGGUGUUACUUUGAUAUGACAGUUUAAAUGACAAUCUUACCAAGAUACAAAUGUGGCAAUGCAAAUUUCGUCGGAUAUUAUGCAUGACAUUGAGCAGUUGUGCUUAUCGUUGUCCAGUAAUUUGCUUUGAAAUUAUCGAGUGGUAUCUGGCUGACUGGGUGACACAUCAAUUUGGUUGGACUCAACGUCACCUUAUGGAUCUCAAAGUUAGCCACAAUAAUAGAGACUUAAGGAGUCAUAACUACAAGAAUUAGAAUGACAUUCAUUUUGUUUGGAUUACGACUUGAGACAUGUGACCAUAGAUGGUUGGAGAUCUUACUUCUGACAUAUGGAUUGGUAUCGUCCCCACGAGCCACAUGGAUUUUUGGCCACACAGGUUCGCUUGCACAAUCCAAGACUUGAUCAACUUCCCGAGCUGUGGCAACGUUUAAUGUUGUUCCACCCAUUCAAUUGAUGUGGAAGUUUAUGCCAUCUGACUACCAUCACGGUCAGCAUGGGGCUCAAUAUUAUCCUCAACUGCAAGUUUCAAGAGCUUCUGUAGAUAAUGGCCAACUUCAAAGAAAGGUUGUGAAUGAUUGGUCAGAUGCCACACCUGAUGUUUCUCUGCAAUCUGUUGACAUAAGCACAUCAUUUUCGAGUCGCUCUAACUUUCAUUUUCACUUUGGAGGAGGAUUUUCUAGCAUGCAACCAGAUUUGAAUCUUAAUCUAGGCUUGCAAAACCCGUCUGGUGACGACAUUGGUGUUUAUAAACCACAAGUUCACGAGGACAUCUUACAUAUUUCUCAGUUAUGGUUUAGGUGGAACCAGCAUUAUUACAAAAUUUUGCUGCAUAACAAGAAUAAGUGACAGAUGAGCUCUUGCACGGGAUAGAGUAUCAGUGGCUGGAUGCCUCAAAUUUUUUCCGUGUAAGAAAUCUCGAGUCGGAAGAGGCAGAAACUAGGCAAGAAGCUUAAACAAAUGCAAAGAAUGCAACUGAGGAGAGUCAUGUCAGAUAGUGCACCCCACGUCACACAACUGGAAACAUACAUAUAACAUGAUGAAAUAAGUUUUUCAAUUGAAUUUUGAGAGGAUCUACUCCCAUUCUUUUCAUACAUUUAAUUUUUUUCAAAGAUUGUUUUACAUGGUAUCAGUGCACAAAUCGGAAGCAAAA
Molecule: messenger RNA, 1712 nt
Organism: Arachis ipaensis
Lineage: Eukaryota; Viridiplantae; Streptophyta; Magnoliopsida; Fabales; Fabaceae
Source: RefSeq, a predicted model, not a curated record